This is a messenger RNA of Aspergillus sclerotioniger CBS 115572, 3682 nucleotides long. RefSeq names its product formin-binding protein HOF1. Gene Ontology annotation, biological process: cytoskeleton organization. The coding region runs from base 247 to 3198 and encodes 983 amino acids. Gene Ontology annotation, molecular function: protein binding; phospholipid binding. The transcript has 8 exons. NCBI's taxonomy places the organism in Eukaryota, Fungi, Ascomycota, Eurotiomycetes, Eurotiales, Aspergillaceae. The record is from RefSeq and is a predicted model, not a curated record. Gene Ontology annotation, cellular component: cytoplasm; cell division site; plasma membrane.
CCGGCUCAAUCGUACUGCUUUCCCCAUUCCUUCCCUGGAUUCUGGUCUUUCACUUUGUUCUCCGGGAGCAUCUAGGUUGCCGUCUUCGUUCGGUCCUCAGUCACCGUGGGGUUCUCGUAUUGUUCGGCGCUGUGACACGCCGGCUCUGCGUUGUUCUUCAAAUUGUCUUAAUCCCUUGAUGCCCAUAAUUAGAUGAGCAAAGGCUGGCCGACGCUCUACACGAUUACUGGAGUAUAAUCCGCCAAAAUGCCAGGAACAGUUGCAGAGGGGCCAACGGUGGCCAUGUCCUUCGCCAAUAAUUUCUGGGGCAAAGAGGACGCGGGUGUUGGGCCGAUGUUGGAUCGAAUGCACACUUCGAAAGUGUCUUGCGAUGAGUUGAAAACUUUCUACAACAUUCGAGCUGCUAUUGAAGAUGAGUACGCGCGAAAGCUUCUGGCGCUGUGUCGCAAGCCACUGGGGUCAACAGAGAUAGGCUCGCUCCGUACAUCAUUCGAUACGGUUCGUGGGGAAACUGAAGCUAUUGCCAAGGCCCACGCAGCAAUUGCGGGCCAAAUGAAGAGGGAGCUGGAGGAGCCAUUGGUUGCCUUUGCUGGCGGUUCCAAGGAGCGAAGAAAGAUCAUACAAACAGGGAUUGAACGUCUACUCAAAACUAAAAUCCAACAGACUCAAACAGUGAAUAAGACCAGAGAUCGAUAUGAGCAAGAUUGCUUGAGGAUCAAGGGAUAUCUAGCACAAGGCCACAUGGUCAUGGGCCACGAAGAGCGUAAGAACAAAGCAAAAUUGGAGAAGACGCAAAUACAACUUGCAUCGAGCAGCAGUGAGUAUGAAGCAGCUAUCAAAGUUCUUGAGGAGACUACUGUGCGAUGGAAUAAAGAAUGGAAGUCAGCUUGCGAUAAAUUUCAAGAUCUUGAAGAGGAAAGGCUUGACUUUACAAAGAGCAGCCUGUGGACAUAUGCAAAUAUUGCAUCAACUGUCUGCGUUAGCGACGAUGCGUCCUGCGAGAAAGUCCGCCUUUCCCUAGAAGAUUGCGAGGUCGAGAAGGAUAUUAUCUUCUUCAUCAAAGAGAAAGGAACUGGCCAGGACAUCCCCGACCCACCCAGGUUCAUCAACUUUUGUCGAGGUGAUAUCAACGAUACGAGCUCGGAAGCUUCCGAAGAAGAAGGCUACUCUGUAGCCCAGUUCCAGCGGACGAUAAACCCGGCAUAUCGCACUUCAUCGCCACAACCUUCAUCUUAUGAGCCGCAGAUUGACCCUGACGCCGAAAUUGCUGCUAAGAUAAAUGGCCCUCCGACUCCUUCAAGCAGAGAAACCACCGUCACUCCGCAAAAGGCACUGCAGCAACCGAUGCCGCAGCCCGUCCAGAAACAUGUACAGCCGCCUAUGCAGCAACCGCCGCAACAGCCGGUACAGCAGCCCGUGCAUCAGCCGCCAAUGCAGCAGCCAAUGCAACCAAUGCAACCAAUGCCACCGCCAAUGCAGCCACCCGUGCAGCAAGCGAUGCCCCCGCAACCAAUGCAACCGCCGAUGCAGCAACCCGCUCCCUUGGAUCUACGACGCGGUGGUCACCCUCCACCAAAUUACGACCCCUCUCAGCAUGGCGAGAUCACAAAGGUCCCACACAAUGCGUACCCAACAGACGGCAUGACAAUGUUUUGCAGGACAGGUCCGCCGUCGGAGCGCAGUUCGGGAACAAACAGCGCCUAUCGCCCAUCAAGCCGUGAUUCCCAAAGUGAGGUCUCGAACCCGACGUCGAUGUCAAGCCAAGAGCCAUCAAGCGCCAGGCAAUCUCCUACGAAGCCCACGAACGGUGUAGCUCUUCCGGGUCUCGGGGGAGACAAGCAGGUUCAGAAGAAGAGGAGCGCGUUCUUCAGCAACAGCCCCUUCCGACGCAAGAGUCGCCAUGAUAAGGACCGCCACUCUGGACCCUCCCAGGCACCUUCUCGCGGCACCUGGGAGUCUCCGUCAAAGCAAAUUAGCCCGACCAAAGCUUCUCAUCCGCAGCAACCUAUCGCUAUGCCGGACCCAGGCAGCCCUGAGCCCGCGGAUCCUAGGGCAAAUUUCCAGCUCAAUGUUGGAAACAACGUUUUCGACGUCGAGUCCCCGGACAAGGAUAAGAAGGUGGCCCAGCCUCAGGCUGGCAAAAAUGGUGAAGAGGAGCUGGAUCCCAUCGCGCGAGCUCUAGCGGAUCUGAAAGUGGCAGGGAAGCAAUCGACCACCCGCGUGUCAGCCGACAGAUAUCAUGGCAUUGCUACUCCAGUGCCAUCAGUAGCUCCUGUGCCCGGCUCUGUUGCCACUCCCCCGCCAGCUUAUAAUGAUUCAUCUCUCAAACGCCUAGACGCUCCCCAACCCGCUUUUACGUCGGCACAGAUGCAAAAGACGACUCAACGAUACACCGGCCAGGGCCAGAGUGCGCAUCGGGGCUCGAGCAAACCUCCCUCAUUGUCAAGCCGACACAGUGGACAGUCCCAGGAGGCCCCGCGUGCUCGGUCGCCUGCUGCAAGACGAAGUGCAAGCCCCAAUGUGAGCCCUCGGGUGGACACGCGCAUGGGCCAGUACAGUAGAGCAGCGAGCCCCAGUCCAUCCGCUUAUCAGUCAAAUAGCAUGAAGAACCGGUACAGCCAAUCCCCAACCAUCGCAACGCCCCCCAACGUCCCACGAGGGUCUUCGCGUGCCGUGUCUCCUCAACCUCAAUACCGGCAAUCCCCCACCAUGGCAUCACGCGCAGUGUCCCCGCAGCCACAGUACAGGCAGGCCCAGAACACAAUGCCACGUGCUGUCUCGCCCCAGCUGCAAUUCAGGCAACAAGUCCGGCCUUCCAGCGCUGGCGGCAUGGAACUUCAACUGUCCGGACCACCCGACAUGUAUGCUGGCAGUCGUGACGGGUACGGCUCUCGACGCGGCAGCGGUAGACCGAUGUCAUACUAUGACGAUGCUGCGAGUGUGAGGAGCCGGUCCAGGAGCCGGACGGUGGCAGUUGCUGAUCCCAGCCGGCAAUUCAGUCGCGACGGUCGACCCAUCCUACAUUUCGCACGAGCCAUGUACAGCUACACCGCCGCCAUUCCGGAAGAACUAGGCUUCAGCAAAGGCGACGUCUUAUCCGUGAUCCGUCUUCAAGACGACGGCUGGUGGGAAGCCGAAGUCACCACUGCCCGGAGCCGAACCGGUUUGGUCCCGAGCAACUAUCUCCAAAUUAUCUGAGCGACAACAACAACAACAACAGUAACAACAAUAUCCAACGCCCAUCUCAUGAACCAACCAAAACCACCUAUGACCCAAGCAUGUCCUACCUAAUCACGCGUUCAUGAUCAUGAUACCAAAUUGUGUUCAUUUGCUUUCCCUACCAUCCGUCCAUCCCUCUCUCUAAUUUUCUGGGGUCAUUCCCUUCUCUUCACCGGACAUUCUUUACAAAUUACCCCUCGUCCUUCACCUAGUCAAAAUUGGUUUUUCACCUUGGUCAACCCACCCUCCCCCUCCCCCCACACAGCAGCCCCCUGGUUUCAGUUCGGUCAUUAACGAGAGUCUGCGAUACCUGUCUAUCUGUUUGUCUAAUACGUUGAUGAUGUCUUUCUUUGGAGAUACUGAAUCUUGCUUCAUGUUUCUUUUUUCUCUUUUUCCUUUUGAUAUCUUUUGCCUUCUUAGCUGCCUUGUGGUAUUUGAAUAAUAACUUCUGGAGUAUGCGUGC